GACAAUUGGACUCCUGCUUUAACCAUAAGCAAAGUUUUGUUAUCGAUUUGCUCUCUCCUCACUGACUGUAAUCCUGCGGAUCCCUUGGUGGGGUCAAUCGCCACUCAAUAUAUUAAUAAUCGGCAAGAACAUGAUAGGGUUGCUCGAACAUGGACAAAAAAAUAUGCCAACUCAGUAACAUAUCCAGGAGGCAGUGGCUCAUUCUGCUCUGGGAGUUCAAUGACUAAUAUUAGAGGAAAUAGUAUCCACGAGAAAUCAGAUACUACUGAUAUUUUUAAUGGCCGAGUCACUGUUGAUUCAAACAAUAUCUCUACUCCUUCGAGCUGCCUCCAAUCUUCUGUUAUUCCUAAAAAAGGUGUUCUACAAGGUGAGAUUUCUGAUCUCACUGUACCAUAUCCUCAUUUAAAUGGCCAAACCUUUGAUUCCACCUUCGCUGUGGACUCCACGACAAUCAAUCAUCCAACUUUGGAUGUAAAAAAUUCCAGUGAACAUGGUACUCAGCAGCCGCUUUCCAGUGAUUCUGAUAAACAUCCAAGUUGUGAUAUUGACUUGGCAACUCACUACUUUGUGGAAUUAGAUGGAGGUAUAUCCAGUAUUAUCAGAGUCCACCUAGCUUGGGAAGAAUGGAAAUGGGAACAACAUGACUAA
Protopolystoma xenopodis is the source of this 648-nucleotide messenger RNA. The record is from the annotation of a GenBank genome assembly. NCBI's taxonomy places the organism in Eukaryota, Metazoa, Platyhelminthes, Monogenea, Polystomatidea, Polystomatidae.